AUGUUUGGCAGAGGGCUUAGACAAGAGCAAAGAUUCAGUUUGUCCAACCAUUUCGAGGUACGGAUAGUCCACCACGAGGACAAUAGCCGAAAAGUUUCGCAAGUCGCUGUGCGCAAGAAGCAUAACACAAGUAAAGACUCCCUUGCCGUUUCCUUCAUGUCAAGGUUGAGCAGUGACACCAACCACGGCUACAUACAGACGAGGCCCAUCGCGCCCGCCCGCAUGUGCUGCACUUUGGACUUCAUCUUCCGCUCGUCGAACAAUACCAGCCGCGCCGUCCACCUGCGUCAAGUAUACCUGCGACGCUCACUACACUACCGUGUCUCUAUCAAUUCACGAUAUUUUAUGCCCUUCUCGAGAAUCUAUGGAGCCAGUGAACGGCACAUGAGUCUUUGCUCGCCAGUCCGAGCCACAAUCAGCGACGGGAAGCGGAAUCCAGUCCGCAAGCCGGCUGCUAGCGAUGGCCGGAGGAUGAGGAAUAGUGUGAAUGAAGAGACCUGCUCGAGCUCUCAGCAGCAACUCAGCUCGCGGCAAUCCUUCGCCCCCAUCUGGAAAUCUCAAGCCUCCACCCAAUGCCUCCAUAACAUGCCAGGGGCAGGGCAGUCCCUGUCUUGA
Messenger RNA from Colletotrichum lupini, 615 nucleotides. RefSeq lists its product as uncharacterized. Lineage: Eukaryota; Fungi; Ascomycota; Sordariomycetes; Glomerellales; Glomerellaceae. Bases 1 to 615 code for a protein of 204 amino acids. The record is from RefSeq and is a predicted model, not a curated record. The transcript is spliced from 5 exons.